AUGCGCAUCCUGUGCGACGUGUGCGAGGCGGCACCCGCCAAGGUGUUCUGCGCUGCUGAUGAGGCUGCUUUGUGCCUGGCGUGCGACAACAAGGUUCAUGGGUGCAACAAGCUCGCCAGCCGCCAUGUGCGCUUAGAACUCGCAGAGGCGCGUGCCAUCCCGCGCUGUGACAUCUGCGAGAACGCGCCUGCCUUCUUCUACUGUGCAGUGGACGGCACGUCUCUCUGUCUGCAGUGCGACCUGGAUGUGCACAUAGGCGGCAAGAAGGCACACGAGCGAUACCUGCUCAUGGGGCAACGCGUGGAGGCCUGCAAAGGGGAAGUGGGGGUGGUAACCCCAUCCCGCCUCACCUCACUCCUUUCCCCUUCUCGUUUUUCCCUCCGCGCUCUGUUUGUCCCCUUUCCUUCCCCGUCACCUCUCUCCGCCUUCCUUCUUCCCCUCCCCUCCCGCACCUUUCCCCCCCAGCUUCCCAAGACGCCCCCCGCUCUGGCGGAGGACCCCACUCAGCCCGCCAUCCCCCCACCCCUCUUCUCCACGUCUCCCCAAGACGCCCCCCGCUCUGGCGGAGGACCCCCCCAGCCCGCCCUACACUCAGCCCUCUCCACUCCCUUUUUUUCCCCUCUCCUCCCCUUUCUCCUCCCGUCCCCCUCCCCCUCGUCUUCCCCCCAGCUCCCCAAGACGCCCCCCGCUCCGCUGGAGGACCCCACCCAGCCCCCCCUCCCCUCCCCAGGGGGGGGGGCUCCGGACCACCCAGCCAACCGCCCAGGCGCGCAGGGAGGGGGUGGGGGUGGUAACCCGACUGGUAACCCUACUGGUAACCACAUGGGUAACAUGGGGAACGGGAAUGUGGGGAAUAAUAUGCAUAGUGGUCAGGGACAUGGAGGGGCAGGUCAAGGGAACGUGCAGGGUGGUAUGUGGCAUGAAGGGGCGAAUGAAAGGGCAGAGGUGGGAGUAGGCGCAAGGGGAGGGGUGGGGGCAGGGACAAUGGGCGGAAAUGGGUUGUUUCAGUUGCGGUCUGGUGCUGCUGGGUUGGGUCCGGUGACAGGGACCGGGCUAGGGAGUGGGAUGGGGAUGGGGGUAGGGGUGGGGAUGGGGGUUAGGAGAGCUGGUGGUGGUGGGGCAGGGAGAGGAGGCGAGGAGGGAGGGGCUCGGAGCAUGGUUAUGGGGAACGUGAGUGACGCCCCUGCUGUUGCUAUAGCGGUGGGGGAUGAUGAGAUCCCUGCGUUGUUGUCACCUGCUGUAGAAGCACACGAGUAUCAGCAGCAGCACGUGCGCCAGCAACAGCAACAGCAGCAGCAGCAACACCAGCAGCAGCAGCAAAAGCGAGAGGAGGGGAAUCAAGGCAGAGGGGGCAUGAUCGAUUUGAACUCCUGGCCUCAACGGUCUACUGAACCCUCCCAAAAAAAGCUGUAG
Closterium sp. Naga37s-1 is the source of this 1413-nucleotide messenger RNA. The record is from the annotation of a GenBank genome assembly. NCBI's taxonomy places the organism in Eukaryota, Viridiplantae, Streptophyta, Zygnematophyceae, Desmidiales, Closteriaceae.